UCCUUUCUUCAGGUCAGCAGGAAUAUGCGUCCAGGAAACCAAACCACCAUCUCUGAAUUCCUCCUCCUGGGACUCUCCAGCCAGGCAGAGCAGCAGAAGAUCCUCUUUGUGCUUUUUCUGGGAAUGUACCUGAUCACUGUGGCUGGGAAUGGACUCAUCAUUCUAGCCAUUGGCUUGGAUUCUUACCUCCACACUCCAAUGUAUCUCUUCCUUGCCAAUCUAUCCCUUGCUGAUAUUUCCUCCAUUUCCACCUCGGUUCCCAAAAUGUUAGUGAAUAUUCAGACCAAGAGCCAAUCCAUCUCCUAUGGGAGCUGCAUCACCCAGAUGUACUUUUCUAUCGUGUUUGUUGUUAUUGACAAUUUCCUUUUGGGGGUCAUGGCCUAUGACCGCUUUGUGGCUAUCUGCCAUCCCCUGAACUAUGUCACCAUCAUGCAACCCAGACUCUGUGCUCUGCUCACCAUCCUCCCCUGGGUCCUCAGCAACAUCGUUGCCCUGACCCACACCCUCCUGCUCCUUCGACUGCUCUUCUGUGAUGGCAACACGAUCCCACACUUCUUCUGUGACCUGGCCCCUCUGCUCAAACUAUCCUGCUCAGACACGAUGAUCAAUGAGCUCAUGCUGUUUGUCGUGGGCUUAUCGGUCAUCACCUUCCCCUUUGCCCUGAUCUUCUUCUCCUAUGUCUGCAUCGUCAGGGCUGUCCUGAAAAUCUCAUCCACAGAGGGAAAGUGGAAAGCCUUCUCCACCUGCGCUUCUCACCUAAUGGUUGUGUUGCUCUUCUAUGGAACUAUCGUAGGGGUUUAUUUCUUCCCCUCAGCCAUGCACCCUGAGGACACAAACAAGAUCGGUGCAGUGCUGUUCACUGUGGUGACGCCCAUGGUGAACCCCUUCAUCUACAGCUUGAGGAACAAGGACAUAAAAGGUACCCUGAGAAAGCUUGUCAAUAGGAAAAGCUUCUGCCCUCUGAUGCCCUGA
Molecule: messenger RNA, 972 nt
Organism: Talpa occidentalis (Iberian mole)
Lineage: Eukaryota; Metazoa; Chordata; Mammalia; Eulipotyphla; Talpidae
Product: olfactory receptor 1S1-like
Exons: 1
Coding region: 25-972 (315 amino acids)
Biological process (GO): G protein-coupled receptor signaling pathway
Cellular component (GO): membrane
Molecular function (GO): G protein-coupled receptor activity; olfactory receptor activity
Source: RefSeq, a predicted model, not a curated record